Molecule: messenger RNA, 648 nt
Organism: Knipowitschia caucasica
Lineage: Eukaryota; Metazoa; Chordata; Actinopteri; Gobiiformes; Gobiidae
Source: the annotation of a GenBank genome assembly
AUGGACCGACUCUAUGGACCGGCUCUAUGGACCGGCUCUAUGGACCGACUCUAUGGACCGGCUCUAUGGACCGGCUCUAUGGACCGGCUCUAUGGACCGGCUCUAUGGACCGACUCUAUGGACCGGCUCUAUGGACCGACUCUAUGGACCGGCUCUAUGGACCGGCUCUAUGGACCGACUCUAUGGACCGGCUCUAUGGACCGGCUCUAUGGACCGGCUCUAUGGACCGGCUCUAUGGACCGGCUCUAUGGACCGGCACUAUGGACCGGCUCUAUGGACCGGCUCUAUGGACCGACUCUAUGGAACGGCUCUAUGGACCAACUCUAUGGACCGACUCUAUGGACCGGCUCUAUGGACCGGCUCUAUGGACCGGCACUAUGGACCGGCUCUAUGGACCGGCUCUAUGGACCGGCUCUAUGGACCGGCUCUAUGGACCGGCACUUAGGACCGGCUCUAUGGACCGGCUCUAUGGACCGGCUCUAUGGACCGGCUCUAUGGACCGGCACUAUGGACCGGCUCUAUGGACCGGCUCUAUGGACCGGCUCUAUGGACCGGCUCUAUGGACUGGCUCUGCGGACGGUCCACGGACACGGGGGCGUCACCGCCGGCAAACCCUGUUUUAAGAGCACACUUUCCCAAGCACUUUAA